Molecule: messenger RNA, 924 nt
Organism: Sceloporus undulatus (fence lizard)
Lineage: Eukaryota; Metazoa; Chordata; Lepidosauria; Squamata; Phrynosomatidae
Product: major histocompatibility complex class I-related gene protein-like
Biological process (GO): immune response
Cellular component (GO): external side of plasma membrane
Source: RefSeq, a predicted model, not a curated record
ACUCCCUGCGCUAUUUCUGUACAUCUGUGUCAGAGCCUGGUGAGGGAUUGCCUCAGUUUAUUGCUGUUGGAUAUUUGGACAACCAGGUUAUUUGUCGGUAUGACAGCAACUGCAGGAGGUCCUCGGCACAAGCACCCUGGAUGGAGAAGGCAGAUGCACAGUCCUGGAACACAGAGACCCAAAUAAUGCAGUUCAAAGAAGAAGAAGUCAGAGAACACCUGACAACCUUAAUGCAUCACUACAACCAGAGUGAAGGGCUUCACACCUUGCAGGUGAUGUAUGGCUGUGAGCUGAGAGGAGAUGGGAGCAAAGGAGGAUAUUACCAGUAUGCCUAUGAUGGGAGGGACUUCAUCAGUCUGGACAAGGAGACCCUCACCUGGGUGGCAGCUGAUGUGCAAUCCCAAAUUCUUAAGAGGAGGUGGGAUCUUAACCCUCUCAUUGCUGAUUUCACGAAGGCCUACCUGGAGGAGACCUGCAUUGAGUGGCUGAAGAAAAAUUUGGACAAUGGGAAGGAGACACUGCUGAGGUCAGAGCCUCCUGUGGGGAAGGUCACACGCCGAGCAGUUGGGGGUGGCUAUGAAACCCUCAUCUGCCAAGCCCAUGGCAUCUACCCCAAAGAGAUUGACACCACCUGGAGAAAAGGAGAAGAGAUCCUAGAACAUGAGACCUUCCGCAGGAACAUCGCUCCCAACUCUGAUGGGACGUAUCAUACUUGGAUCAGCAUCGAGAUUGAUCCCAAGGAGAGGGAUCUCUACCGGUGCCACAUGGAUCAUGCCAGCCUGCCAGAGCCUCUGGUCUUGGCCUUCAAAGAGCCUGGCGCCAACAUGAUUUUCAUUGUGGGAGCUACCUUAGGGAUCUUGGCUACUGUCGUGUUGGUUCCUGGGUCUGUCUUCUUCAUACGUAAGUAAACUCUGAAUUCAGUUC